AACUAGUUUCCCCAGAUGUUACCUCGCACCCAUCUGGCAACUUUCAAAUUUUGCAGACAGCCGUGUAGAAUAAACAAUUCCACAACUUUAACUUAUUUCACCAACAACAACCGGCAUGCCAAACAAAUCUUCCAAAGCAGACGGGAAGUAACCACCUCUAUUGCAUUUGCACCAACUAUUAUGUCAGCGAAUGCAAACGCAAUCAUCAUGCCAACAACAACAACGCAGGGAGCCCAGGGAUCGGGAAAUCAGAUUCCCACAACCAGCACUUCCAUAGUAAACAACUUCCGGGAGCUGAUCAAGGAGCCGAAGAAUCUCGACGAGGCGGCCAACUACCUGUACCAAACACUGCUCGAUGAUGCCGUAGCCGGGAUCUUCAUCGAGACACAUCACCUGCGCAAGUCGGGCAACCUGGCCGCCUUGGACGGAGUGCCGGAGGACUCGACGUACCGCAUCUGCGAGAUGCCCAACCUGGACAUAUUCGGCAUCUCGACGGCCAAGAAGCCGAUGGACUGCACCUGUCCCAACUGUGAUCGCCUGGUGGCCGCCGCCCGCUUCGCUCCCCACCUCGAGAAGUGCAUGGGCAUGGGCCGGAUUUCGUCGCGAAUCGCCUCCCGCCGCCUGGCCACCAAAGAGGGUGCCACCUCCGCCCACCUGCACUCGGCCGGAAACGCCGGUGGCACCGACGACGAGGACGAUGUGGACUGGUCGUCCGAUAAGCGCCGGAAGAAAUCGACCCAGAACUCCCGCAACAAUGGCUCAAAAAAGAACAAUGGCAAAACCUUUUAGCUCGUUGUAAAAUAUAUAAGCGGAGUGUAAUUUGCCAUAAAAUAAGACAUCUAAGUCGGCCUGAAUUGCA
Molecule: messenger RNA, 859 nt
Organism: Drosophila gunungcola (fruit fly)
Lineage: Eukaryota; Metazoa; Arthropoda; Insecta; Diptera; Drosophilidae
Gene: Sgf11
Product: SAGA-associated factor 11 homolog
Biological process (GO): regulation of transcription by RNA polymerase II; positive regulation of DNA-templated transcription
Cellular component (GO): SAGA complex; DUBm complex
Molecular function (GO): transcription coactivator activity
Source: RefSeq, a predicted model, not a curated record